AUGACCAAUCAGGAGCUAGAACCGUUCUCCUGCCAGCCAAUAGGGUGCGGUGCGCGCCCGGGCCGAGGCUAUAUAGGACAGGCGGCCGCGAAGGGGUCGUUAAUCGGACGUUGGCGGCAGAGAGGCGGCGCGUCCCGGGCGGGCCAGUGUAUUGCCCCUCGGCCGCCUCCCUCAGGUGAGAAACCAAUAAAUAAAAACAAGCUGUUGAUUUCAAGAUUUUGUAGUGAAAGUGAAUUGGAGGAAACUGUGUUUGAGCUGAUUGCUUCUAGUGACAACUCUGAUACUUGGACCAUGGAACAAAGAGAAAACAUCAGUGAUAAGAGUAAAACAGGAGUCUUCACUGAGCCAGCCUAUGCUAUAGACAAGUCUGAUGAAAUUGAUUGUGUUGAUACUCUGUUCGGUGAACUUGCAGAGGGCGUCAACUGCUCUGUUUCAGGCCAGGCAUAUUCCAUAAAUGUCUCAGAAUUAAAGUUUCCAGAUGAAAGCUUAGCUUGUUUCAGUUCAUCACUAGAUGCAGAACUUGAAACUUACAAUAAAAUAAGAGAGAGGAUUUCCAAAGUGUAUGAAGACAAAAGUGAAGCUGAUAUGUUGGGACAGGUCUGCAACAAUAUACAUUUCAGUUACAAGGAGAGUGACGACAGACCCAAGAGUGAUGUAGAUGAAGACUCACAACUAGAGUAUCACAGUGCUGAAGAGCAAGAUUAUUCUGGUCAAAAUACCUCAUAUAUGCCUUUUGCGCAAAUUAAAACUCUAAGGACACAAAAUUCAGAAGUUCUGGAGUUGGUAGAGCCACUUUAUGAAGUUAUAUGUGAUGGAGCCAUAGGUGGGCAAAAUCCUGUUAGCAAAUUAGGUGAUGGUUCUUUUCCCUUGGAUUAUGGUGCUGUUGAUGAGUUUUAUAAUAAAGCAGCUAUACCAGAAUUCUCAAAAACAUCUCAGGACUCCAUAUCACUGAUGGAUUACAAAGGCCUGAAAUGUGAAAAUCAUGAAGAGGAACAAACUGAAGAUACAUAUCAUAGUAAACUUGGUGAAAAUUCAUUUGAAAGUGAUACUGUUGUGAAUAGAGAAUAUCAAAAAUCACUCUCCACGAGCAGUUCAGAAAAUCAACAAAAGAUGGAGGCUGUUUCUUUUUGUGAUGUUGCACAGUCAUCACAAAUGGCUAUAAAAAAAGUGUUUAAAAUGAGCGAUACUAACAGCAUGUUGCAGAAGCAUGGAAAUACUUGUGUAUUACCAUGGGAAAGAUCUUCUGUGACAUCCACACAGAUUUCUAGCAAAAAUGCAGACGAUUCAAUUUCUUGUAGUUGUGAAGAAUCAUUUUUGUCUGCAUUUAAUUCUGAUUGUCAUGAUUGCAGCCAGAAGACUGUUGAAAGGAAACCAGAUUUUUCUUUUGCACUCCCCAGAAUUCCAAUGAAAGAUGGUCAUUUGUCUUGUGUGGAAGUUAUAGAUAAGUAUGCUGGUAAUAGUACCAGACAUCAAGUAGAUUUUCCUGACUCAGAAAUCAAGUGCCUCACAUGCUUGAAUAAUGCUACAAGUAAUAAUAAAGUUACAGUUAACCAGAGUGUUGAUGCAAGUUCUGAUUUUAGGGCUUGUUUCACUACAAGCAGAGCUACUAGUGCUAAUGCUUCUGUGGUAUCUAAAGCAAACAACACAAAGUUAACAAUGAUGAACAAAAUCAAGUCUGAAGAAUGGCAGAGUGAGACCUGUAGAAGUAUUGCCUGCAAUACAGAUUUGUCAUGUGUAGAUGGCAGUAUGGAGCAGAUUGCCUCAUGGCUUGCUGAGACAUGGGAAAAUUGUAUCUACAGUGAAAUCCCAACAACUGAAUGGAAUUCACAAAUUAAGGAUCCUUUGGAGUUGAAAAAUAAGUUGAGUGUCAGAGAUUUAAGAGAAAAUCCUGACAGGAUGUUGCAUCUUAGCAAAGAAAUUGAGAAGAAUUAUUCAUCAAACUGUUGUAGGAGGUUGCUGCAGAGAGCUAUAAAAGCAGAAUUGCAGCUUCUAAGAACUCACUAUUGGAUGUGUCAUCAGCACUGCUGGAAGAUUUACAGACUUGUUAUAGAAGAAAGAGAAUGUUUUAACAGGAAUUUUAAAAGUGACAUUUCCAAGACUGAACUAGGGUCAUCUUUGUUGUCUGUUUUUGAAGAACUGAAGGCUAGGUAUGAAAGCAUGAGAGAAAAAUUAGUCAUGGGUAUACCAUUGGAUUCACUGCCCCCAUUAUCAGUAGAGUCAAAAUUGCUCUCGAUCUUUUCUUCUUAUGUUCCUUCAAAGUUAGUGAAAGACAACCUUCUUUAUAAUUCUAGUUCUGCGGCAGAAAAGUCAGGCUUGGAAAUGUCAAAACAUCAAGAGAGUGAAAUUUCCUCCAGCCUGAAAAGAACACCACCUUUAGUCACUCCUCAAAUGUGUUUAACUGACAACAGGCAGCAUAAGCAAUAUCCUUCCUACAAGAACUUUGAAAUAAAGUAUGAGGCUCAAGAUAUAGAAAGGGACGGCAGAAAAAAUCAAGAAAUAAAAGAAGACUGGUUUGAUGCUAAAGAAAACUUUACAGUGACUGAUUUUUCAGUAACACUUCUAGGGAAUGAAAAAGAACAAGAAAAUCUAGAGAAGGUCAUUAGUACAAAAGAAAUAAAGAUGGUGAAGAAUACAAAAAGUGAGCCAAAUAAGCAUUAUUUUAUUCAUGUUGGUGGCUUAAGUCCUUCAGUAUCAGAGGCUGAUCUAAGGUCUCAUUUCCAGAAGUAUCAGGUUUUGGAGGUUUCAAUAUGUGAGUUUUCUAGUAACUACAGGUAUGCAUCUCUGAGUUUUAAAAAAGCUAGUAAAGCAAAAUUGGCUGUGGAUGAAAUGAAUGGGAAAGAAAUAAAAGGAAAAGCAGUAAAUGUUCGUCUUGUAAAAACUGUAGGAGAAAAUAUACUUCCAGCUUUUCAAAAAGUUUCCAGACCACUUCACUAUGAAAACCAAUCCACUGAUAAUUUGGAAGAAAAUAUUCAAGUCAGAACUACCUGCUCUGUCCCGGACUCUUUGAAAGUGCCUUCCACCACCUCAACCUCUUUGAAAGUGCUUUCCCCUCCCUCAGUUUCUUCAGCAAUGCCUGCCCCUACCCUGGCCUUUUCAAAAGUGCUCAGCUCUGAUUUAAAACCACUUGCACAUGAAUCAGGACACCUUUUCUUCUCAGUUGAUCAACAGAGUACAAGAGAGAAUCCUCUGCAGAUAAAACCUGUUCAGUUCUCUCCUAAUCCAUCCGCUACCUUUAUACCUCCUAACACAUUGAACUUGAGCAGCUUUACCAAAUUGAUGAAGAAAUUAGAAGAACUGCAUCCCAAGGCUAGUAGAGAUAAUAUUGUGGAUGCUUUGCUGGAGGUCAGAACAAAUAAUAAAGGUUUCCUAAGUGGCUUGUCUAUUAAUGUUAUUGUGGAAAUGGCUUCCUCUGUUCUGAAGAAAUCUGCAUCCAAAUGUGAGGAAAAAGUAGCAUGAAGAGGUGAGCAUUCUAGUGCAGAAAGAAAAAUACUUUGAAAUAGUAAAGGUAUUGUUUGUAUGGCUGUAUAACGUAGCUAUAUGUGUAGCCUAGUAAAUAACUUUGUGCUUUGAUUACCACACAUGUGCUUCAUUGCCAGUGGGGAGUGCACUGAAAGAAUUGUCACUGAAGAAGAAUUAACUUCUUUUGGAAUAGUUGUGUGAUGAUCACUUACAGUUUUUAAUGUUUACCAAGUUAAAUUGCUAACUCUAUCAGAUAUAAAUCUCACUGUGUAAAAUUUGGCAUACUUGGGAUGAUAUCCAAAUUGUUUCAGAAUUUCUGCUGAUUUCACAACAGAGAGGUUACAUCUCCAUUAACAUUACUGUACAUAUAGAUGGUGCUGCAUUUACAAAAAAUUUCCAGACAAAAGUGACAUCUAAUGGCCUGUUCUUUUAACAGAAAUCGAUAUAGAUAGUCCAGAGAAUAUAUACUGGAUCCAGUUUUGUAUUAAAAGUUGACAGUCCAAGUUCUGUUAAACAUGAGGAUUGGAGGGUGAUUUGCCUAUCUUGGUCUUUUGGGGAGGAGGGGAUUUAUUUGAUGGGAUUCUGUAGAUUUUGUUUUUUUUAAAGGAACUCGGAUUAAUCCUUCUUUCUGCAACCCUGCAUCUCCCACAGUUCUUGACAUCUGGGCUGCUCUGUUCACUUUGCAGCUCACAGAGGCCGAUCAAUUUUUUGGCACUUCCAGUCUGACUGCUGCUUCUUUGCUCCCACUCCAGGCCAAUUUUUCUCCUUCUGAAGCAGAGUGUGGAUUGCUGUUUUAGUGAUCCCGCCUUCACAUCUGCCUAAUGGGGGGGGGGAGGGGUGUCGUCAAAAUUUGGGGAAGUGGGGAGCAUUGAUCUCUCUCCUAGCCCCUCUUCUCCCCCCCUUGGUCAGUUUUUUGGCUGGGUGUUUGAAUGCUCCCACUCCAGAGCCUUCACUGCAGUGCCUCCCUGCUGGUUCCUCUGCACCUUCCAGUUAUGGCCGAGCAGUCUAAAAAGCACUGAAUGAAAAGCCAAAUAUUGUUCCAUCUGUGAGACAGCCACCCCAGGAUCAGCAGACAGUUAGUUAUGCCCAGUCUUCCAUUGUUAACUGUUAGGUCCCAGGGCUGAGUUAGACAGGCAUGUAAAAUCCCCUACCCACCAGAGCAGCCCUGACUCUAAUGUAUAUGGGAAAUUGGACCAGGAAUCGAUAGAGCAGGGCAAGGCUCCAAGGAUGAGGACUCCAGUCAACUGACUUGGGAUAAAUUCCAAGGGGUCCCUGGAAAACAGAGGGUAGACUUGCAGGGUCGCAAGUCCCCCAAGUCCUAAAAUAUGUCCUAAGCACCAUGGGAAAAGAAGCGGGGCUCAUAAACACCUCUGGCCCUCUCCUAUUUGGUCAGGAGGCUCUGGAAGUAUUUUCCCUCACCACUCUCUGGGGUAAUGGGACCCAUCAGGCAAGGACUCAGAAAGAAAUCUUGUCAGAGGACUUCAGGUCCACAGCAUGACUAGCUGCAAAAGGCCUCACCAAAGUGCA
This is a messenger RNA of Malaclemys terrapin pileata, 4986 nucleotides long. RefSeq names its product RNA binding motif protein 44 (gene RBM44). Lineage: Eukaryota; Metazoa; Chordata; Testudines; Emydidae. Gene Ontology annotation, molecular function: RNA binding. The record is from RefSeq and is a predicted model, not a curated record.